GCCAGCUGCACCUUCGCGAGUUACCGGCGAGUGGAGUGUGUGUUGAUGUUGUAAACCGGUAACGGGGCGUCCCGUGGAGGGCUUACCAUUGCAACAGGAGUGUAUAAAAGAAAUUGAGAUGACACGCCGUUGAACACGCCGAAAAGAUGCGGUGCUUGAGUUUGCUUCUGUUCAUAAAGGUGGCUAGUGAUGCAGCGACUGACCUUUACGUGACAGGAGCGUCGCUCGCGCCAGAGCCAGGGGUAAGCGCCGCACCUGCCGUCACAUCCCCCGUCGCCUCCCGCUAUACUCCAGCCCGGGAAGAGUACGGGCAUCCCGGGAUUGCGCUCGCCCGGUCUGCGGAGGAGCCGUCGGCGCCGAGCACGGAGGACGGAGAGUCGUCUCAGCACCACGGAGGAGGGUACAAUAUAGUGCAGUGGGAAUGGAGCUACGUGCAGACACCUUACAUUAUAGCCAGCUGGCUUUUGGUGGCCAGUGUGGCAAAAAUACUAUUCCACUUCUCUCAGCGUUUUACCACAGCGGUCCCAGAGAGCUGUAUGCUGAUUCUGCUGGGUCUGGUUCUGGGUGGAGUGGUUCUUAUCGCCAGCAAAAAGCAGCCGUACCAACUGGACCCAGGGCUAUUUUUCCUCUUUCUUCUGCCAACUAUAGUGGGGGAUGCUGGGUAUUUCAUGCCAGCACGGCUCUUCUUCGACAACCUGGGUGCCAUUUUGAUGUACGCUGUAGUAGGCACAUUGUGGAAUGCCUUCUGCACUGGAUUCUGUCUAUACGGAGUCAAGAUGGCAGGGGCCAUAGAUGAAAAAGUAGAUGCAGGUUUGAUGGAGUUCUUGUUGUUUGGAGCUCUGAUCUCGGCUGUGGAUCCGGUAGCAGUGAUCGCUGUUUUUGAAGAAGUCCAUGUGAAUGAGACACUCUUCAUCAUUGUCUUUGGCGAGUCACUGCUCAAUGAUGCUGUCACUGUGGUCUUAUAUAAAGUGUAUAUAUCCUUUGUGGAAGUGGGACCAGGGAAUGUUUACACCGCAGACUAUUUUAAAGGAAUUGUCUCCUUCCUCAUUGUCAGCAUUGGAGGGACUUUGGUUGGUCUCAUCUUUGCUGUUAUUCUGGCCUUUGUCACUCGUUUCACAAAGAAGGUGCGCAUCAUAGAGCCGCUGUUCAUCUUCCUGUUGGUUUACCUGGCCUACCUGACGGCAGAACUCUUCUCUCUGUCUGCCAUACUUUCGAUGACUUUCUGUGGCAUUGGCUGCAACAAGUAUGUGGAAGCCAAUAUAUCCCAGAAGUCCCGGACCACCGUGAAGUACACCAUGAAAACCCUGGCCAGCAUUGCAGAGACAAUCAUCUUCAUCUUUUUGGGUAUCUCAGCUGUGGACAAAUCCAAAUGGGCCUGGGACACUGGCCUUGUUGUCAGCACACUCAUAUUUAUCUUAGUCUUCAGGGCCAUAGGUGUAGUAGGACAGACUUGGUUCCUGAACUGGUUUAGACUGGUUCCGCUUGACAAGAUUGAUCAAGUGGUGAUGUCAUAUGGCGGUCUCAGAGGAGCUGUGGCCUUUGCUCUGGUGGUUCUUUUAGACAAAAAACAUGUGAAGGCUAAAGACUACUUUGUGGCAACAACCAUAGUUGUGGUUUUCUUCACAGUCAUGUUUCAGGGUUUAACCAUCAAGCCUUUAGUGAAAUGGUUGAAAGUCCCACGCAGCACAAACAGAAAACCUACCAUCAACGAAGAGAUCCAUGAGCGUGCCUUUGACCACAUUCUGACAGCUGUGGAGGACAUUGCUGGUCUGAAUGGCUACCAUCACUGGAGAGACAAGUGGGAGCAAUUUGACAAGAACUAUUUGAGUAAGUUGCUGUUGAGAAAGUCUGUGUACCAUAAGAGUGAACUGUGGGAGGCCUAUCAGAAAAUCAACAUCAGAGAUGCCAUCAGUGUCAUUGAUCAGGGUGGGAAUGUGUUGACUUCUGCUAGACUCUCUCUGCCUUCCAUGGCCAGCAGAACCUCUUUCCCAGAGGUCACAAAUGUUACCAACUACCUGAGAGAGAACGGCAGUGGGGUGUGUCUAGACCUCCAGGUGAUUGACACAGUGCCAGGAGCCAAGAUAGAGGAAGAGCUAGAGACACAUCAUGUGCUUGCUGGAAACCUCUACAAACCCAGGAGACGGUACCAGUCCCACUACAGUCGCCACUUCAUGACAGUGGGUGAAAAAGAGAGACAGGAUAGGGAGGUGUUCCAGAGGAAUAUGCGCAACCGUCUGGAGUCCUUUAAAUCCACUCGCUACAAGCGUCACAAGAAAGACCGCAGUCAGAAAAAGCGGAAAGGGUCAGAUGCAAAAGAGCAAGACGCCAAUGAAAAACCCAGACGAAAUGUCAGCUGGCAGGACAAAGACCCAGUUGUGGUUCCAAUGGCACCUGAGGAGGAUAUACAUGAUCCUUCUGAACCAGAUAAAGAUGAUGAUGUGGGCAUCACUUUUGUGGCUCGCAAAGCCCCAGAAACACCAAAGGAGAGACCAAAAUCAGUACCAGCUGCCCUGGAUGUUUGUCAGAGCCCGGUUGCCGCCCCUCCCUCACUGACAUGUGGAGAGAAAACCCUGCCAUGGAAAAAUGGUGUGGGUUCUCUCCCUCCCUGUGUGUCUGUGGAGGCCACUAAAAUUAUCCCAAUAGACCUGCAGCAGGCUUGGAACCAGAGCAUCUCCUCUCUGGAGAGCCUGGCUUCUCCUCCAGAGCCCCUGCAUCCACGUAUUAGCGCCCUCUCGAGGCUGGGAGGACCCCUGCGGACCCCUGCGAAGGGAAAAAGUGGUGGUGGAUCAGGAAGUAAUACAAGUUCCCCAAGUUCAGGGCCGUUCAAGUUCCCUGCAGGGAAGGAUGAAGAGGAGGAAGGCGCCCUCUCUCAGCAACAGCAAGAAAUGCAGCCGCUAAUGAUGUCUUUGAGGCCACCGCCGCCACCUCCUCCGCCACCUGCUGCGCAGUCCGCCGGAAAGAGAAGGAAUCCCUGUGUAUAUCUUAGGAGUCUGGUGACAGUGCCAUCUUCUGGUGGGGAGCCACAAAGCAGGAAGCCAACCCAACUGUAGAAUCACUUCCUUUAAUCAUCUUACUGCUGGCAUUUACUUCCUCGGGCCAGAGUUUAUUUUUAAGUCAGUAAAUUCAU
This is a messenger RNA of Rhinichthys klamathensis goyatoka, 3127 nucleotides long. It is a transcript of the gene slc9a5, whose product is annotated as solute carrier family 9 member A5. Gene Ontology annotation, molecular function: sodium:proton antiporter activity. The record is from RefSeq and is a predicted model, not a curated record. The transcript has 16 exons. Bases 147 to 3050 code for a protein of 967 amino acids. NCBI's taxonomy places the organism in Eukaryota, Metazoa, Chordata, Actinopteri, Cypriniformes, Leuciscidae. Gene Ontology annotation, biological process: sodium ion transport; proton transmembrane transport; regulation of pH. Gene Ontology annotation, cellular component: membrane.